Chelmon rostratus (copperband butterflyfish) is the source of this 4000-nucleotide messenger RNA. Its product is annotated as zinc finger protein Gfi-1-like. The coding region runs from base 423 to 1592 and encodes 389 amino acids. Gene Ontology annotation, cellular component: nucleus. The record is from RefSeq and is a predicted model, not a curated record. Lineage: Eukaryota; Metazoa; Chordata; Actinopteri; Chaetodontiformes; Chaetodontidae. The transcript has 6 exons.
AAUUCAACAGUCAACUAGAUUCUGACUUGUUGUCUUGGAUGUAGUCACUAAAUUGAUAAUUACCGGGCGUUUCUUGAAACAAAGGCGAAACACUCCGUCAUAUGUAAAUCUGCAUUGAGAAGUGACAAGAAGUCGCCCCCGCUGCAGACUGUUUUCCUAUUACCUGUGACCACGUAGGUGCUGACUAAGACACAGCAGACGGAUAUUUUUUGCAGCGCAGCGAGCUGAGCAGCCGCUGCAGGGACACCUGUCCGCGCAACACCUGGCAGACGGGACGGAGGGCGUGCGCAUGCUCCGAUGUCAGGUUGAACCCUCUUAAAGCUCUUGGACCCGCAUCUCCCCGCCAGUGCAGAUCAAGCGCAGCAGCGUCCAGGCCAGGACCCCCCCUCUACAGCUGGAUUAUUACCGCGCUCCGCUCAGAGAUGCCUCGCUCCUUCAUGGUGAAGAGUAAGAAGGCGCACAGCUACCACCAGCCGCGGAGCUCCGAGGAUGACUACAGCCGCCUGGACACCAUACUGGCGCACAUAUGCUCAGAUGCGGACUCUCCUCCGUGUGUGCACUCUGACAAGCUCCCAGAGGACACCGAGCCGUCGGUGGACAGGUACGGCCUCUCUCCAGACUCCCACCUGGCUGACGCUGCUGAUUUCUCGCCGAAGUCCCCGCUCAGCUGCGACAGCCUGUGCGGUCGCUCCACGGACUAUGAGGACUUCUGGAGGCCUCCGUCCCCCUCUGCAUCACCGGUUGAUUCUGAGAAAUCCCUGUCUCCUCUGGUGGAUGAGACCCAGCCCUUCACCGUUCCCUUCCGGCCGUAUGCCUGGAACAGCUACCCGGGGUCAGGGCUGAGGCCCCUGGUGCAGCAGAGCCUCCAUCCCAGCAUGGAGGUGGACAGGGGCCCGGCUGCGAUGGCUUUCAGGAGUGCCCACUCGGCCCUGUACGCAGACCAGACCCUGGGCGAGGAGACCUACGGAGACUACAGGAGGCACGCUGCUGCUCUGCUGUUUCCUGAGGGGGGUCUGCAUGGAAACAGCCACAAUGUGAAGGCCCCGUCUGACCUGCUGUGCUCCAGUCUGAUCCUCAAUGGAGCUUACAAGUGUGUCAAGUGCAGUAAGGUGUUUUCUACCCCGCACGGUCUGGAAGUCCACGUCCGCCGGUCGCACAGUGGCACCAGGCCAUUUGCGUGUGAAAUCUGUGGCAAAACCUUCGGGCACGCAGUCAGCCUGGAGCAACACAAAGCUGUGCACUCUCAGGAAAGAAGCUUCGACUGCAAAAUAUGCGGCAAAAGUUUCAAGAGGUCGUCAACUCUGUCGACGCACCUGCUCAUCCACUCCGACACUCGGCCGUAUCCCUGCCAGUACUGCGGGAAGAGGUUCCACCAGAAGUCAGACAUGAAGAAACACACUUUCAUCCACACAGGUGAGAAGCCACACAAAUGUCAGGUGUGCGGGAAAGCGUUCAGCCAGAGCUCCAACCUCAUCACACACAGCAGGAAACACACCGGAUACAAACCGUUCGGCUGCGACCACUGCGGCAAAGGUUUCCAGAGGAAAGUGGACCUGAGGAGGCACAAAGAGACGCAGCACGGCCUGAAGUGAGGCGACAUUCAGCGCCAGCGCGGCACGAACAGUGACACGAGUCUUUCAGUGAUCACUCCAGAAACGAGUGAAACUUCUGACAAAGACACAGACAGAAGACAUUUGCGCCGUUUUUCCGUCGCGUCUCUUGAGGACGUUUCUCGGAUCAAGAUUCACUUUGAUCCACUUUGAGCUUCAUGAAAACUUAACGUGAAGGCGCAUUGGAAAAAUAUAGAGUUAGCUCAGCCGAGAGGCAGAUUAUUUAUUUAUUUUACCAGGAAAACGUAAACGUCUCACGAAUAAGACUUUAGGUUUAUACGCAAACGACUUCUUCUGCAGGACGUUUUCAGGGUGAAGACGUCGGCAACACUAAAUGUUUCAUCAUCCCACUUCAGAUUGUUCUAAAGGUCCAGAAAACCAGAGAUAAGCUGUGAACUGUCAAACACAACAGGCUGAAGCGUGAUAAAAUCAGUCCACCAUGUGAUAUGAAUCAGCUUCAUUGAAAUAACCGGACAGACCAUAAAUCCAGCAGAGGGGGAAAUCUGCGCUCCUGCGGACGACGCUCUGUUUUCAGUUUGGAGAUGGUGGCAAAACAGCCUCCUCAGACUGUGUGAUUUAAUAAACAGGAGGCCUCGGCCUGACUCACCGAGCUGUUCGCUCCCACUUUUCCAUUUUGCACAUUUUAUUGUCAGAAUGAACUUUUUUCGACCUUCAGGUUAUUUUAUUUUCUGGUUUAUUGGAAUUAAAAAUGCAAUAAAAUCUAAAAGUUUAAAGAUCGAAGAUGACUUCUUUUCCAAAUGAAGGACAUGAGAAUGAUUAAAACGAGUGUCAGUCAGUUUACUGGUCGUUUAACUCAGGUUUUAUCUCAGAUCGGUCUUUUUGACACCUUGGAGCAGCAGCCUGAAUGCCGUCAGGUAUAAUUUAUUAUGCGUUAUAAGAGCCAUGUUGUUAUUCUUUACGUAAACUGUUGUAUUCUACAUUUCUUCCAGCUGUAAAACAGCAGUGUAGCCGAAUAAGGUCUUGGGUUAAUUAAAGGAAAAAGAGCGCACCUUCUCGCUGCUGUGAUUGUGAAUGCCCACAGGCUCCUGUUUGUUUUGACCACUGCAGCCAUGUGUUUGAACCUUCAACAGUCUGAGCAGAUUUAACCGUUAACCAAAUGUUUUUCACCCUCAUGGCUGUUAUUUAAGGAAAAAAAAAAACAAAGGGAAAAAACGAGUUUUGUCAGGCAGCUGGCAGCAGCUGUGAGGGUGGGGUUGAGAUGGAGUUUCACAUAGUUUAUUAUGAUUCUAAUAGGAGUGAUGAGCAGAAAGGGACUUCAGGCAACACUCAAAUAUAUGAAGACACUGACAAUAACGUUCACCAGAUUAUAAUAAAUUAAAGAAAGUGAUAGAAUAUGGAAGUAUAAAGAACAAGAAUGAUUCCCACUCAGUCAUCACUGGAAGUGUUAACUAUUUGAAACUAAAUUAAUGAAGUUGUCAGAAAAACAUUUCACCUCCUACAUCUCUGACCUGAGCAGCAAUAUGAAUAAUUCCUUUCAUCAUCUGAUUCUUUCACUUUCUCGAGGCAAAAGGGGGAAAAAAAAGAGGAACAAUCAGUUAGUCGUCUUCCCUCAACAUUGAUUGAAAUCACUGACUCACAAGGAUUUUCUCUGCCUCACUUCCCCCAAAAUCGUACAACACCCGGGCCUGCGAAAGCACUGAAUAUUUUAAAGGCCGAGGCGAACAGGCGAAAGGAGAGCAGGAAAAGGCGAGCUCGUUUAAAGCGGGACUCACAGCGUGAGCCACAUCACUUAUUCUCCUGCAAUAAAAAUAAACUUCAUGUGCAACAACCUCACACUCCCACUUUGUAAUGCUCGCAUUAAGAUAGAGGGCGUGCAGUUUGUAAAGGAAACUGCUGAGAAAGAUGAUGCCAUCUGAAACGUGUGCACUGUCUGUUCAGCCUCAGCGAUGCUGAUGGCGAAUGAGUUAAGUGGCUUUAACACUCGAGGCAGCCUCAAGCCACAAGCCUGACCUCGACCCAAGUGGGCGACGCCAGGCGUGACGUCUCGCUGCUGUGCAGGACAGGAAGACGUCAGCUGAACUUCUGACAUCCAGACCCUCUCAGAACUUUUCAAGCAGCCAAUCAUUUGCGACUGAUGUUUAACCCAAGUGUUGCAUGAUUCCCUCAAGCACAAUCUCAGACAGAAGCUCCUCCAGCAAAAAAUCUCCAAACGAGCCAUUAGGCUGACCAGAUUUCCUCCAAGGGCACGGGUGGAUUUUUUUUAAAGCAUUACCCCACUGCCCCGAGGCAUAUCAAAUAUGAAUAGAAUACGGCUCAAUCGAUUCGAGUGGGCGAGUAAUCAGAGCAUUGCAGUCUAAGGCUCGAAUCUAGACCUGCAUCUUGGUCCAUAAGUGCUCUGCGCACACAACCACACAUGCAUCCACCCAGAG